This is a messenger RNA of Diaporthe batatas, 1776 nucleotides long. RefSeq names its product cell proliferation protein CDC123. The record is from RefSeq and is a predicted model, not a curated record. Gene Ontology annotation, cellular component: cytoplasm. Bases 229 to 1575 code for a protein of 448 amino acids. The transcript has 2 exons. NCBI's taxonomy places the organism in Eukaryota, Fungi, Ascomycota, Sordariomycetes, Diaporthales, Diaporthaceae.
GUCACAGAGAAUUCGACUGUGAGUCAACAUCUCAUCUCUUGAAUGCCUACACCGUCGGUCUGUUGGUCUAUCUAAAUCUCAGUUUGGAUUCACUUGUACCAAGAUCAGACCCAUUUCUUCUUCCUUUUAUCGCAGGCGUGUUGUCCCAACGGGGGUGUUUGUUGCAUGCAGGCCUCGUUCUGCCCGUCGUAAACAAUCUUAGAUCGUCUUGCUUGGUCAGACUGCGAAAUGCCUGCAUUCGACAGUCCCGAGCAGUCCGCUGCUGCAGUGGCCAACACUGCGGCUGCCGACUCAAACAUCGCUUUCCCACCCGUCACGAGGGAUCAUAUCUUGCACUGUUCUUAUGACUACUGGUUCCCCAAAUACCGCACAUCAUGCAUCCGCUCCCGCAUUAUCAAGCUGCCUCCAGAGUUCAUCCAGUAUAUACGCGAGGACGGCAUAAUACUCUCGAGCGAUGAUCCCUCCGCAGCAGCAGAUGAAGACGAUGACUGGGAGCCCACAUCAACCGCCUUCGCCCCUCCUCGCGUGGACGAGCCCGAGCAGGACUCAGACGACGACUCAGACGACGACUCAGCGCCUUCACGCCUGCCCCCGAACGAGCGGUUCCCGGAGCUGCACCAGAAGAUCAAGGACACCAUCAAGGAGCUGGGCGGCGAGGUCGCGCCGAAGCUGAACUGGUCCUCGCCCAGGGACGCCGCCUGGAUCUCGCCCCACCAGAACACGGUCAAGUGCACCUCGCCCAACGACAUCUACCUCCUGCUCAAGAGCUCAAACUUCAUCACCCACGACCUCGACCACGCCUUCGACGGCACCGUGAGCCCCUCGGCAAAUGGCAGCUCGGCCCCCGCCCCGGGCCUGGGCUUCCAGCCCGUCCUGGUCCUGCGCUCCUUCUUCACGCCGCACCAGGCCCUCGAGUUCCGCUGCUUCGUCAAGCAGCGCAGCCUGGUGGCCAUCUCUCAGCGCGACCUGAACCACUACAACUUCCUGCUGCGGAUGCGCCCCGCCGUCGCGGCGCGCGCAAAGGACCUGUUCGACUCGCGGCUGCGCUUCACCUUCCCGGACGGCAACUUUAUCUUUGACAUCUACAUCCCCGAGGUGCACAGCCUCGACGACAGCGACGAUGAUGACGAUGACGACCCAGGAAAGAAGCUCGGCAAGGCGCGGCUUAUCGACAUCAACCCCUGGGCGCCCAGGACCGACACCCUCCUGUUCGGGUGGGACGAGCUCCUGGCGCUGCACGUGCCGAACCCCAUGCUCGGCGUGGCUGGCAGCGGCAGCACGGGCGUCGAGGAGGAGGUGGUGCGGCUCCGCAUUGGGGGCGGCAAUGGUGCUGCUGCUGGGGAUGAGGCGGAGACCACCGAGGAGGAGACCGAGGAGGAGGAGGAGGAGGAGGAGGACUACCUGCCUGAGCUGCGGAUCGUCGAGAAGGACGACCCCGCCGCGUACAACUUCAGCUCGCCGCAGUACUCGGCUCACAAGCUGCCCAAGGAGGUCGUCGACGCGAGCACGUCCGGCGCCGGCGGGCUGAGGGAGUUUGCGCAGCAGUGGAAUGAGAUGCUGAACCGGAGGCGGUAACCGGUGCCGGUUUAGAAAGGUGUGCGUUGUUGCGUUAGAACAGAUAUGAGAAUGUCACCAGAUUGCUCAGCAGAUGAGCAUGUCUAUCUACUUGCUCCCAGUGUACGGCGUCAGGUCUCAGAGGCAUGCGAUAUUCGCUGUGUUACGAUCAAAGUUCUUGGAGAUCUAGCUCCUGAAGAAAUCGAUAAAUAUGUUCACUGG